AUGCUUUCGGUAUUGUUUCAAGGUUUGAAAGUAAACUACACAAGCCAAAAAGCAAUUUGUAGAGGAAGGUCUGAUUCAAGAGCCUGCAAUGAAAAUUUUCCCAACUCCCACAUUGUUUUGCCUGAUAAAACCACAGUUAAGAAUAGUGUGGGAAAAUGUAUUCGACCUAAUGUAUGUGAAUGUAAACAGGAAGGGUUUUAUUCAGCUGGUUCAUUUUGUAAUAUCUGUUCACCUAUCAAUAACUGUGAUCUGGAAUAUUGUACAACUAAAACUAACCAGAGAUGUCGGAGAUGUGAAGGAUUGGUAGCAGAUAAAUCGUGGUAUCGAGCUUAUAUUAUAUCGACGGAUAAAAGAUUGUGUAUAAAUAAUACGGUUUAUUGGGACGGUUGGAUUGACGAUGAUUCUGGUAUAGCUAUAUAUGAAUUAGAAAUAUUCAGCAUGAAGUCGGUAGGAAAUGAACUAAUGAUAGACAAACGAGUAUUCGACACGAAAACUACAUUGAAGAGCCAACAAUUUAAUUUAACAGUACCAGGUGUAUAUUCUGUUAUACUUGCUGCAGUAGAUAAAGCUGGUAAUAUUAGACUUGCUAGACGAUGUUUGAUAUUCGAUGAUAACAGUGAGACUCGUAAAGAAUGUGAAGAGAAAUAUCAAAAUUCACCCCGAGGAUCUUGUUAUUGUUAUUGUACACCUGCUUUUGGAUGUUAUCUUCAACAUUUUCAAGUUAAACCUGGUGUAUCAUUAGAUAAAGGGACUGGAUUAAUUCAAGGAAAACAUCAAGGUGUACAUAAUUAUGAUUACUAUAUUGAAGUUAAUGUUAUGAAUAAUGCUAAAUUAUAUUCGACACUCACAUACAAGAUCACCAUUGAUACAAGUCCACCACAUGUUGGUGUUGUACAUGAUGGUAGAUAUGAUGAACCGGAAGUAGAUUACCAACCAGACAGAAAUCUACAAGCACAUUGGGAAGGAUUUUCUGAUAAAGAAAGUGGUGUGAGAUAUUAUCACUAUGGUUUUUCUACUAGAUGUUUAACUGCUGAAGACUUUCAUUUUGAAAUCCGGAACACUCUAGAUAUACAUGAAUCAUCAGUAACCCAUGCUACCUGGUUAGCACCUACAGAUGGACAGUAUUAUAUCACAGUUGUAGCCUAUAACGCAGCUAUACAACCCUCUCAACCUGUAUGUUCUGAUGGUGUUGUAAUAGAUUCAACGCAACCUUAGUAGUAAGACGGGUACUUUGUAAAUAGAACGAUAUAAUUAGUUAAGCAAGUAAUUUGGGAACAAUGGAAAUCAUUAAUAAAUAGAACAAAGGAAUGCCGGCGAACGAAGGACUCGAAAACAAUGGUGCAAAAAGAACAAAUAAUCUUGGAAGUGAGGCAAUGCGAUGCCAAUAUUGGUAAAUGUGCGUGCGUCGUUUUAUAACAGAUGUC
Messenger RNA from Lottia gigantea (owl limpet), 1424 nucleotides. RefSeq lists its product as hypothetical. The transcript is spliced from 8 exons. Bases 1 to 1215 code for a protein of 404 amino acids. Lineage: Eukaryota; Metazoa; Mollusca; Gastropoda; Lottiidae. The record is from RefSeq and is a predicted model, not a curated record.